GACUCUCCCUGCUGCUUUUCACUCAAGGCUGGAUUUUGCUGCUCCUCUGCCCCAUCUCCCACACGCGCAGGGAAACGGAUUUGGCACCCACAGCACUCUCAGACACCCCAGAAGGGUCCCCACAAUGGCAGCUGGCCUGGAGAAAGCCUGCCACCGGUGCAUUUCGAAAAUCGCCAGCAAUGCAUGCUUUAUUUUUGGGCUCCUCGCUUUCCUUGCCUUACCACUGUCCAUGACUUUUAUAGGAAUGAAGUUUUUGGAAGAUUGCCCAGUUCAGCCACUGAUUCCCUUAUAUCUGUUGGUGGGUGGCGUGAUUGGCAGUUUAAAGGUGACUCUCCUGCUGUAYGACUCAACCAGGAUGAGGCAGCUGCUUUCCAAGUCUGUUGUGAUUGAUGAUGAUGAUGACGACGAGUAUCCCUGGAGGCAGAAUGCUCACAAGUACUACAUCCAUCUAACCCUCAGCCUUUUCCUCUUUCUCUGGUUCAUUCUUGGGAACUACUGGGUUUUUUCUGUGUAUCUGCCAAAUUUCAUCCCACCUUUUCAUCAGCCUCAGGAUUACUGUGACAAAACCCUGUACAUUUUUGCUGUUGGUGUUCUCAUUAUUAGCCACACUGYUCUGUUUCUCCUUAUUUUUUGUAGCUGCUGCAUAUACUGUUUUUCCAGGCAAAGAUUCUCUUCUGAGGAAGACUAAAUGCUAUAUAAAUAAAUCCCCAGAUGUUUGGGAAAGCAUGUACAACAAAGAACAGGCAAUAAUUCAUCCUUGUGUAUGUCUUUGUUGUAUAAUACAUAUAUGUGAUAGCAGUCAACUUCAAAAGGAAAUUAUAAAAUACAGUGCCAUGUGGAAACAGCUAUGCUGGAACACAGCACGAUCUAUGUAAAAAUGCUGCUGUAGGUGCCAGGGUGUACUCCUGCUAACUUUUACAUCCCUUUUUUAACUUUGGAUGUUUCAUCAGGAGCAAGUUCUUGCAGGUGGCAAACUCCUCUAAAACCAAGUGUCCCUUAUGUUGUAUAUAGCACAGUACAUCUUUGCCUAUAAAAGUAGUCAUGUUGUCCUCUUCAUUGGGAUCUGAACAUCUCCCCAUAGUCUUGCAGAGGUUUGUUAGUGU
This is a messenger RNA of Malurus melanocephalus (red-backed fairy wren), 1103 nucleotides long. RefSeq names its product transmembrane protein 272 (gene TMEM272). The transcript has 5 exons. The coding region runs from base 125 to 688 and encodes 187 amino acids. Lineage: Eukaryota; Metazoa; Chordata; Aves; Passeriformes; Maluridae. The record is from RefSeq and is a predicted model, not a curated record.